UCCAGCGGUUGUCGUAAACGGCAACGCUUUACGACGUGUAACAAAAAAAUGUUGACGGCGUUGUUAUGGCGGCGUACGGAGUCAGUUUUGAGAGUACAAGUAGCAUCGAUGAAAGAAAGGAAAAGAAGCGACAGGCACGACAAGAGACGCUAGAACAGGCCAAGCAGCAGUAUGAGAAGGAACAGAGGAGGAAGGAGCUGAAAAGGCAGAGAGGGGAGGAUACUUGGAUGCUCCCUGAGGUCAACCAGAGGCUGCAGGAAAUAGAAGAGGGUUCUGUCAAGAGCAAAAAGAAGAAAGAGAAGAAAUCAAAAAAGAAAAAGGAGAAGAAGAAGAAGGCCAAGGAGAGGAAGACAGUAGAAGCAGGAGAUGGCACAAGCGGCAGCUCGGAGGUCUCUGAAGAGGAGUGGGUUGAGGUUCAGCCACAGUCUCAGACACAGACUAAAGCCUGGAAAGUUCCCAGUGAACCCAAACCCUCAGAGAGCGACGUCUGCCCGGCACAGAAUGUCCAGAGAGACGAAUGGAUGACUUUUGACUUCCUGGCAAUGAAGACCACGUCUACUGCAGAUAGGAGGGCUGAGAAAGAACGUCAGAAAGAGGAAGAGAGAGCCAAGGCUCAGGCCAUUGAACAGGCUGGUUUGCACAAACUCGAGCUAAACCCUUAUUGGAAAGAUGGAGGAAGUGGACUGCCUCCAGAGGAGAUGGCUGGUACUGCAGCAAAAAAAGGCCUAGUAGUGAAUGAUGGUGGUGUGAGCUGGCUGAGGAAGAGCUACCAGAGGAUGAAGGAGCAGGCAGAGAGAGAACAGCGUAGCCUCAGCGAUGUGGUGGCUGAGAGAUACGGAUCAAUGGAAGAAUUUCAGCAGAGACUUGCUGCUGCAGAGGAAGCUGUGUACAGUCAGGGUAAAAGAGAAGGAGACGGCACAAACAGAGGUGGAUGGAGGAAAGGAGAAGAGACCAGGGAAAGGUGGAAGAGAAAAGAGGAGGAUUGGGAAGACAGAGAUCAAUGGAGAAAAAAUGAAAGAGACAAGGAAUCAUCAUCUGAAAACCGAGAAAGAUACCGUGGUGGAAGGGGUGGGGAAAGGGAAAGGUAUAGAGGAAGAGAGGAUGAGAAGGGUCGAGAUGGAGACAGGUAUAGAGAGAAUGAAAAGGAUAGAGAAAGAAACAGAAACUGGGAUAGAGACAGAGAAGGGGAGAGGGAAAGGUGUAGAGGAAGAGAGGAGGAGAGGGGUCGAGAUGGAGACAGGUAUAGAGGGAAUGAAAAAGAUAGAGAAAGAAACAGGGAUAGAGACAGAGAAGGGGAGAGGGAAAUGGAUAGAGGACGAGAUAGAGAGAAAGAUAGGGAAAGGUAUAGGGAUGGCGAAAGGGAAAACGAUACAGCAGCAUUAUCUUCUGGGAAAAGCUGGAGUCAACGCUCUCUCACUCUUGGAUCACUGCAAGGCCGCUUCCUCAAACCCUCAGAAGAUGAUGACACUGGUAAAACUCCUCAGCAUCAUCCUCCUCCAACACGACCAUCCGGAGCUUUCCUGAAACCUGGCUCUGAUGAUGAGGACUCUGGCCCACAUACCAGUGGAGCUCCAGCCUGGAAGAAGAGCAGCAGUCCUGCCUGUGAAUCUGAUAACUGUGAAAAGCCGCAACAGGAAAACAGGAGAGAUGUGGAGAAAACUAUAACUGCUCCUCAACCUGCUGCACCACAAAGGACUGAGAGUGAAAGUGAGGAAGAAGAGGAGGAGGAAGAAGUUUCACUGUUGUCAGAGGAGGAGAUGAACAAACUGGGGUCCAAACUAAUAAAGGCAGAGAUUAUGGGCAAUAAGGCUAUGAUUGAGAAGCUGAAAUCACAACUGGAAGCGGCUCAUAAAGCCAAGGAGAAACAUGCUGCCAGAAAGAAGCUACAAGAAACAGCCAAAUCAAACCAGGCUUCAGUUGGGACCAGUGAAGACCAGGAAAUCUUGCUGUUCAGAACAGAUCAGUCAGGUCGGGCCUGGCCUGUCAGUGCCCCCUCUGGACCUCAGGAACCGCACGGAGGACGACGAAAGAAGAAACCGAUUGAGACGCAUGUUGACGGCCAGCGUGUCCGUUACUUCCAGAAUGAUGACAACGUUGGUCUGCAGGAGAUGGUGAGAAGAGAGAAGAUGAGUUCUGCACAGGAUCAGAAUGCCCUUUACUCUCGCAUGGCUGCCAAGAUGAUGGGGAAGACGGACGGUGACAACUACACGCUGGAUGACAUGUUUGUGUCGAGUGCAGCGCAGCGGGAGGGUGAGGGGAGAGAGGAGGAAAGGAUGAGGAACAGAGCCAUCGGGGAGAGUAGGAGGUUGGCUGCCUCCAUGGAGAAAUGCCAGCGCUGUUUCAGCAGCAAAGAGCUCCAGAAGCACCUUAUAGUGGCGAUAGGGAGCAAGGUGUACCUAAGUCUUCCUGCAGGAGUGUCGAUGACAGAGGGCCACUGUCUCAUCUGCCCUCUCCAGCAUCACUGCUCUGCCACUGGAAUGGAUGAGGAUAUCUGGUCAGAAAUGCAGUUGUUCCGACGUACUUUGGUGCGGAUGUUCGAGGCUCAGGAGCUGGACUGUGUGUUCAUGGAAACGAACAUGAACCCACGCAGGAGACAGCACAUGGUGUUAGAGUGUAUCCCACUACCCAAAGAACUGGGCGAUAUGGCACCUAUCUACUUUAAGAAAGCUAUCAUGGAGUGUGAUGAGGAAUGGGCCAUGAACAAGAAGGUUGUCGACCUCUCUUCGAAAAACAUUCGCCAAGCUGUUCCUCGUGGUCUGCCAUACUUUGCCGUAGACUUUGGACUCCAGGGAGGCUUUGCUCAUGUCAUUGAAAAUGAACAGAAGUUCCCCCCUUAUUUUGGCAAGGAAAUUGUUGGAGGUAUGCUGGACUUGGAGCCUCGGCGUUGGAGAAAGAUGAUUAAAGAAAAUUUUAAUGACCAGAGGAAGAAAGUCUUACAAUUUGCACAGUGGUGGAAACCGUAUGACUGUACCAAGACUGAGGGUUAAAAAAGUGUAGCCUUUCCUUUGUAGUACUACUUACACAGACCGUCCUGUGCUUCCAAGUGCAGGAAUCACAUUUGGUGAACUUGGUGUAGAUGCACAAAUUCAGAAUUUGAUGUAAAUUUGCUAUUAGAAAUGUAAACAUGAGAUCGUUUUUACUUAAAUAAAAUAAAAGGACUUUGACAAGUGCAAAAA
Archocentrus centrarchus (flier cichlid) is the source of this 3176-nucleotide messenger RNA. It is a transcript of the gene cwf19l2, whose product is annotated as CWF19 like cell cycle control factor 2. The coding region runs from base 66 to 2987 and encodes 973 amino acids. The transcript has 19 exons. Gene Ontology annotation, cellular component: post-mRNA release spliceosomal complex. Gene Ontology annotation, biological process: mRNA splicing, via spliceosome. Lineage: Eukaryota; Metazoa; Chordata; Actinopteri; Cichliformes; Cichlidae. The record is from RefSeq and is a predicted model, not a curated record.